This is a messenger RNA of Haliotis rubra (blacklip abalone), 1546 nucleotides long. RefSeq names its product ecto-ADP-ribosyltransferase 5-like. Lineage: Eukaryota; Metazoa; Mollusca; Gastropoda; Lepetellida; Haliotidae. The coding region runs from base 73 to 936 and encodes 287 amino acids. Gene Ontology annotation, molecular function: NAD+-protein-arginine ADP-ribosyltransferase activity; NAD+ poly-ADP-ribosyltransferase activity. The record is from RefSeq and is a predicted model, not a curated record. The transcript has 4 exons.
CUGAGCGAAAUAAAGUUCCGUGUUCCGAUAAUUGCGGUUGCACGUUGCUCAGUGAUCUACAGCAGUACAACAAUGGGCUCUCGUACAGCGCCACUGCUAUGUGUAUUGAUAGCUGGACUUCUUUGGAAUCUGAGCAGAGGAAAGGUAUACCAGCUGCUUGCCUUGGUCAAUAGUAUCAACGCUUCCAUUACCAGUGAAGAUUACCAAAAACUGAAUACGAACCUGAUGGAUGUCAUCAGUACUAAUACUAUGUUCCAUGCGGCCUACCGCGAUGCAUCAGAUGAGCAGAGAGACCGCGUCAUAUCUCAAGGGAAGUCAUACGGCUUGACAGACGAUGAAGCCAUGGCCGUGAUGAUAUAUACCGACACUUCAGUGAAUGGCGAAUUCAACAUGAUUUUAAGAGAUGGUAUUCGACACAAGUAUGAUAUACCUCAACGAGUCCUUCAUUAUAAUCUCAUUAGUGCAUUAGAAAAGUUACUAGUGUUACAAAUACUCCCUCGUUUUUUGUACAGAGGUGAUCCUAAUUCCUAUCAGUCCUUAAGCCAAGGCGACAAAGUGCAGCUUGCUGGGUUUACUUCAGCCGUUAGUGGCCUGAAAGUAGCCAACAGAGUCCGCAAGAAUGGUCACACUUUGUUUGUGUUGAAGGGUGUUGUUUUCGGGGCAGCUAUCAAAAAGUUAUCUCUUUACCCGCAAGAAGCCGAGAUCCUAAUUCCUCCAUAUGAAACCUUUAGAAUUACCCGAGUUACCAAAGAUGAUAGAGGUCCGGUCAUUGAACUUACUAGCAUUGGAGAGACGUGUGUGAGAAAGAUACAAAAGACAGGAUGCCAGUGUUGUAGACAAUCAGAGGAAGAGAUUUUCAGUGUAGCGUCCCAGGACUGGGGAAUAUUUCUUGUGGGUGUGUUAUUGUUAAUAUUUACCGUAUACAUUACAUGUUGAUAUCGCUGAUGGUGUUACAGGUUGAGCGGCCAGAUCAUGUUAAUUUACACUUGCUUUUACGAUGGAAAUUAUAAUUAUUUUCCGUCAGCGAGAAUCUAAAAAACUAAUGUCGAAUAUAUUGAUUCAAACAUGCAGCACUUUGGUGGAAUAAGCCUGCCUUGUUAAAAUGCUACAUAGCGUUAAAAUCUGUAAUUAUAAUAACCAAAUCACUGUCUGUUACUACGGUAGAUUUCUUCUCGUCGGUCCUGUAUGAUAAAAGCGGACAAAAACAAUCUCCUUGUUGUAAAUGGAUCUUAUGAAUUAACCGUUCAUGUUACAUGCACCAACUGCAUAUCUUAUGCAGACGAAUUAAUUUAUAUGAUAAUGUUUCAUACAGACGGGCUUUUGACUUUAAUCGCAUCCGAAAAAGCGAGUCCGUUUGAGCCCUGCCGCACAUGUUUGUGUGUCUAUAUACAUGGUUUUGUCACUGUUAUUCCUUUACAUGUGCUUUAAAUCCUGAAGAGUAUCCUAAAAAGGUUUAUUAUUCAAUAAAAUAUACUUGUGUGAUUAUUUGUGAUACUUUUAGCUUCAUAAUUUGCUUCUUUCUUGAAAUAUUAAAUACAUUAGAAAU